Molecule: messenger RNA, 1989 nt
Organism: Rhopilema esculentum
Lineage: Eukaryota; Metazoa; Cnidaria; Scyphozoa; Rhizostomeae; Rhizostomatidae
Product: small ribosomal subunit protein uS5m
Biological process (GO): translation
Cellular component (GO): ribosome
Molecular function (GO): RNA binding; structural constituent of ribosome
Source: RefSeq, a predicted model, not a curated record
GCGAGGCUAUUCGAUCAUGACAGAUUCAUAGAAAUAAACUCCAAGUGAAGCGGUAUUUGGCAAGUGAUACCAUUUUCGACUGUUGUCAUGAACUUCGUUUUGAAGCAAGUACUUAAGCUCGACAUUUCAUGCAUAUUAGCUCCAAGAAUAAACUCUGGUUUGCAAAAAAACUUUUAUACGUUAGCAGUACAUGGCAAUUUUAGAAAUAUCAAGCUUAGACAGUUUCCAAAUGUGAAAAUCAAUCGAAAGUACGGGAAAGGAAAGUAUGAAAAGCUCUGGGCUGCUGCAACUGGAGGCCGGGGCGUAGGUAGAGGAAGAAAGAGAAGAAUCGACAUAGCCGCCAAUCCAGAAAAUCUCUCUUUUGGAAAAGCUAAAGUUGUUUGGCCCGGGCUGACCAAGCCAAUCAAGCUUGGAUUACCGGACAGGAAAGACAAGGAAGAAUUUGAAAAAUCUGAUGACCGAGAGCCUCGUGGGUUCGGACGAUCUUUGCUUGCACAUCAAAGUUCACGGGGAUGGAGUGGCCGUUCGUGGCCUGGAAGACACGUUGGGCCACCACAAAAUGACCAUGGAGAAAUACUGGAUGGCUUUGAUUCAAUUGUCAUAGAGGUAAAGCGGACUGCAGUUCAAAAGACUCUAGGAAAGAAAAGAACAGUGAGUGCUGUUGUUGUCACCGGAAAUAAAAAUGGGGCUGUUGGUUGGGCAAUAGGAAAGGCACAAACCGCAACAGCUGCAAUAAGAAAGGCCCGAAACAAAGCUUCCAAUUACCUUCAUGCCAUUCCUGUCUGUGACAAUCAUACAAUUUUCCACGAUUUAUGGACGCAGCAUGAAGCAACAAAAAUAUUUUUCGAGCGCAGGCCACCAGGCUAUGGCUUAAGAUGUCAAAGAAUAAUUAAAGCAAUCGCAGAAUUAGCUGGAAUCAAAGACAUGAGAUGCAAACUAAUUGGGUCGAAUACACCGCAGAGGAUUGUUAGAGCUACUUUCCAAGGCUUGGAGUGCCAAGAAACACAUCAGGAGCUAGCAGAGAGAACAGGGAAGAACGUCAUUGAGUACAGACCAGAAAUGGGGAUGCGGCCUACUGUUGUUGCCGCUGCAAGCCUAAAAGCUAUCGAGGCAAGAAUGAAACAAGAAACUUCAGUGUCUGACGACAUUGCCAAAUACUUUGACCCAACGAAGGGUCUUCAUAAGGCUAAACUAACACGUAAAAUUUGAAAUUUUGUUGUCUUUCAAUGUGCUGCUUUGUGAAUAGAGAUUAUAUUGCUUGAUCGGUUGACCUGAGGACCGUAAUUCGGAUCCAAUUAGAAUCUUGUUCCUAUUUUUGUUACUACUGUGAAGCUACUUUUCGAUUCUUUUCAAAUCAAACAUUUUAAAGGGGAAUGUUUCGCCUGACCUGGUCAGAAACUGAAAAUGCUUUGUCUUUAAUAAUGUAAAAUGUAAACAUUAUAGACAGUGAUCUACGUCAGUAAUAGUGGUUAUCUUUGAGUUUAAAUGUUAUUUUUCAUAGAAGUAAACAGGUUGCUAAAGAGAAAAGUCAAUUGACCUUUAGGGAGCGUCCUCGAAGAACAAUAUCUUUCUAAGACAUAUAAUGAAUUUUUUUGCCCAAAUCAUUUGUUUCCAAUUUAUUUUAUUUUCGCUUACGCUUUAUUCUAGUAAAGUUUUGCUUUUGCAGAAAUAGAUUUUAAUGUUUCAAUGGAGUUAAGUAACGUGUCCUCUUCUGAGUAGAGACCUUUCAAGUAAUCCUAUCCCCAAAGGCUCUCUCUCUACCAGUAUCAUCGAUGUGAGUGUAUAAUGAAGUACAGUUCGAGAAUUAUUUUGCUUUAGAAUAAAAACGUUGACAACGUUUUAUCAUUUUAUAACAUUAACAAGAAAAUGACUAGGCUACUAGAUGAUUCGAGUGGCUGGUUUAAACUUUUACCAGAAUUGCUUUUAGCUAACGCCUGUUGAAAAUGGUUAAAUUUAUUUAAUUAUCAUUGCAGAACUUCGUGUGUGUAG